AUGAGUGACCAUUCCAAGCCUACAGACACUACGACUACUGAGCCCGCUACGCCCAAGGAGGCAGUCGCUGAACAUGGUGAGACCGUUGAAACCACCAUCAAGAGCGUGAAAAUCACCAAGGAGCAGACGGCAAAACUACAACAAUUGGUGUCGCUACUUCCCCAGAUCUUGAAAGAAAUCGACAAUCAAGAGUACGACGAGAUUUUCGGCUGGAGGAUCAAUGUGGCUGACAAGGAGCACGUGGACGUUGGGGUCAGAAACGAGAUUCUCUUGAAGUUCUUGAUCGCCCAUGAGUAUGACGUGCAAGCCACCAAGGCGAAAUUGGUCAAAACAUUGAACUGGAGAAACGAGUUCCAGCCGUUGAGCGCGGCAUUCGACGAGGUUUUCACCAAGGAAUUGGCUGAUUUGGGAGUCAUCACCUACUUCAAAGACCUCGACAACCACAACUUGAAGGUUGCAACCUGGAACCUAUACGGCAACCUCAAGUCGCCCAAGAAGAUCUUCGAGAAGUAUGGAUCCGGGGCAGGCGAAGACGACGAAUUGCGGCCGGGGUCCCAGUUUUUAAGAUGGCGCAUCGGGUUGAUGGAAAAGUCGCUUGGAUUGAUCGACUUUACCGACCCCCACAACUCCAAGAUCGGCCAGGUCCACGACUACAAGGGGGUGUCGAUGUUUAAGAUCGACCCAGGAAUGAAGGCCGCCACCAAGGAAAUCGUGACCAUCUUCGGGGACAACUAUCCCGAGCUCUUGUCCACCAAGUUCUUCGUGAAUGUGCCCUCGUUGAUGGGAUGGGUAUUUACGUUUUUCAAGAAGUUGGGGGUGAUCAGCGCCGCGACUUUGAAGAAGUUCCAGGUGAUGAACCAUGGCGACUUGUCCCCAUGGUUCGGCAAGAGCCGUCUUCCUGCCGUUUAUGGGGGUGACAACGAGAAGGUCAAGCUGAUCUUCGAGUUGGAGGCCGCCCAGAGUGUCAAGGUGAGUGCUUACGGAGAGAUCUUAUUGAAAAAAUUGGGAGACAAGCAGAUCGCUGCGGUCAACGACGAUGUGGAGUAG
Suhomyces tanzawaensis NRRL Y-17324 is the source of this 1047-nucleotide messenger RNA. It is a transcript of the gene SFH5, whose product is annotated as Sfh5p. Gene Ontology annotation, molecular function: phosphatidylinositol transfer activity. The coding region runs from base 1 to 1047 and encodes 348 amino acids. Gene Ontology annotation, biological process: Golgi to plasma membrane protein transport; regulation of exocytosis. The record is from RefSeq and is a predicted model, not a curated record. The transcript has a single exon. Gene Ontology annotation, cellular component: cytosol; cortical endoplasmic reticulum; plasma membrane. Lineage: Eukaryota; Fungi; Ascomycota; Pichiomycetes; Serinales; Debaryomycetaceae.